AUGUUUUUACUAUUUAAUAGCACAAAUUUUCCUGAGCCGACCAGACCCCCACAUUUCACAUUCAGAGAGGAUAUUCCGCUCAUCAAUCAGAUCGCUGGAGUCCACAGACUUCUGAAAGCCCCACACAAGCUCGAUGACUGUGCUUUAGAGUUGUCUCAUAACGGCAGUUAUCUGGACUUGGAGUCCACCUUGGCUGAGCAGAGAGAUGAACUUGAAGGCUUUCAGGAGGAUGGAGGGAGAGGAAAAAAGCACAGUAUUAUCCUGAGAACACAGCUGUCUGUCAGAGUCCAUGCCAGCAUAGAAAAGCUCUACAAUUCGACUGGACGUGAGCUGCGAAGAGCGCUGUUCUCUCUCAAGCAAAUCUUUCAGGAUGAUAAAGAUCUGGUGCAUGAGUUUGUGAUGGCUGAAGGACUCACAUGUCUUAUUAAAGUGGGAGCUGAGGCUGACCAAAACUACCAGAACUACAUCCUCAGAGCUCUUGGACAAAUCAUGCUGUAUGUGGAUGGAAUGAAUGGGCUUAUUGGACACAAUGAAACUGUACAGUGGCUUUACACACUGGUCGGAUCAAAGUUCCGGUUGGUUGUUAAAACUGCUCUGAAGCUGCUGCUGGUUUUUGUGGAAUACACUGAGACCAACGCACCUCUCCUCAUCCAGGCCGUCAACACCGUGGACACCAAGCAAGGCUGUAAACCCUGGUCUAAUGCCAUGGAAAUCUUGGAUGAAAAAGAUGGAAUGGACACUGAGCUGCUGGUUUAUGCCAUGACCCUUAUCAACAAGACAUUAGCUGGUCUUCCUGACCAGGACACGUUCUAUGAUGUGGUUGACAGUCUGGAGGAGCAGGGCAUGGAGGCCGUGGCCCAGAGACACAUCAACAGGAAGGGCACAGAUUUGGACCUAGUGGAACAGUUCAACAUCUAUGAGUCAACCCUACGUCAUGAAGACGGUGAUGAUGAGACUCAGCGUCCUCCAUCCGGACACAAAAGUCGGCGUCGGGCCAGCGUAGGAGCCACACCUGAGAGGCGGGGUUUGGAACGUCGCCGCAGCCGAAGACAUUCACUCCAAAACGGGAAAGGCCACACCUCUGCUCCUUCUUCCCCCUGUCACAGCCACAUGCCCAACAUCCUGCCCCUCAAUGGCCAGAGAAUAGACGAUAUCAGCGAAAGAGAGGAGGAAGAGGAGGAAAAGGAUGAGGAGAUUCAGAAAACAGAGCUUUCUAGACAGGCAUCCGAAAGCUGGAUGCCAUCAACAGUAGAUGAAGCUUCUAGCUUGUGUUUGCCUUUAAAGUGCAUGGUCAACUUCAUUCCUAAUGCCACUGAUACAGACAAUGAGGAAAACCUCCGGGACAGUCUGUCAGAUGUUAGAUACUCAAACACCUCAUGCAGUUCAUGUGGCAGCAAUGGCUACGCAGGGACAUAUCCCGGCAGGUCAUCCGGGGUGUCCAGUGCCCCCUCCACACCAUACAACCGCUUCGGACCCUCAGUAGGUCCACCUGCAGACAGUAAGCCCGACAGGCCUACUCUAGGAGGAUUGUUAACCUCCUCCUACAGGCAACAUCAGGAGUCUCUGAAUGCUGAACGUGAGCGGAGGCGCCUGGAGAGAGAGGAGAGACUUCAGCGCAUUGAAAGAGAAGAGAGAAACCGUUUCAAUCGGGAUUAUGUGGACAAGAGAGAAGAGGUCAAACAAGCUCGAGAAGAAAGAUAUAAGCAAUUGGAGCGGCUGGCAGCAGAGGAAAAUGAAAGGGAACAGCCAAGGACGACACGGGGGCGAACAGAAAUCACCCUCAGCCUGACUUCACGAACCUCCAGCAGCUCCUUGUCUCGUUCUUCCACCCCUUUGACUGUAGAGGCUCAAGAGGAUAAACAUUCUGUCCCAGAUCCAGCACGAGGAACUGAGUCUGAAACAAGCCAUCCCGUGCAGGCAGCAGUUGCGUGGCCUUCCUCAGAGCCUCCCUCGGCCUCAGUGUCUGCGCUGGUCUCACCCUCCAAACCAGAGGAACAGAGACCUGUGGAACCAUCAGACAUCACGCUCUCUCUGUCUCCAACAAACUCUGAGCCGGAGAGACCUGAGACAGAGGAGAAAGCAGAGGAAGCUGAAGCCGAAGAGUGUGAAGAACUGGUAGUGAGUGGAAUGAAAGAGGAAAAGAAAGAAGAAGCAGAAGGAAACUUUGAGGAAGAGACUAAUGAAAUGGGUACAGAGGAGUGUGUGAGAGAGCAGAUGUUAGAGAGGGAUGUAGAAGAGAGUGCCGUCCUGAGUGAGAAAGAGAGGCAAAAUGAGGAACUGAAUGAGAAAGAUAACUGCUCUGCCUCCAGCAUCUCCUCAGCCAGCAGCACUCUGGAGAGAGAAGAACGAGAGGAGAAACACGUCAGUGACAGUGACUCAGGCCAGUGGGCAGACUGUAUGAAUACAGCGGAUGUGAACGAUCAGUGCAACAAAGUUCUUAACAGCAAACGCUUCAUGCUGGACAUGCUUUAUGCUCAAAACAAGAAGGCAGAAGAAGAUGAGAAAGAAAAGGAGAAUGAGAACAAGUGUUCAGGUCAAGAUUCCACUGUGACCAGCCUUGCUUGUCGCAUCUCCACUCUGGAGGCGCAACGGGAAGCUUGUGACGACAACAUGAAGAAACUGGAAGUGGAGCAUCUGGAUAACCAGGGUAGUGUACGGGCUGUGGCUGAGAAAUUUGGAGAUUUGGUGAAAGGACUGGUAUCGCCUCAUGAGGUGGAGCAUUCUGGGAAGGAAAAGCAGCGAGCACAGGGAAAACCGGCUCCUUCACCAACACCCCCUAAAAAGGAGUCAGACCACAUAUGGGACCAGCUGAUGGCCACACCACGGGAGCUACGUAUCAAAGAGCUGGACUUCACGGACUUGGGAGAGGAGGAUGAUGUAGACAUUUUGGAUGUUGGUAAUGUGAUCGGGUCAAGUGACCUCACGCCACCUCCGCCCCCGCCCCCCUGCUUGCCCAGCCUUCCACCCCCGCCACCUUUAUUUGGAUGCCCUCCACCUCCCCCUAUCCCUGGCAUGAUGAUGCCCCCUCCACCGCCUUUUUUGGCUUCAGUACAUCCCCCACAUCUCGGAUCUCCUCAGCUUAGUCGAGGAGAGCCCCCACUCUUCCAGAAGAAGAAGAAGACCAUCCGGCUGUUUUGGAAUGAGGUCAGACCUAUAGACUGGCAGUACAGCAACCACAAGAGAUGCAGGGAGUCACUGUGGUCCAAACUUGAUCCGGUCAAACUGGACACAGCCAAAUUGGAAAACCUCUUUGAGACGAAAUCCAAGGAGCUCCCAGUUACAAAGAAAACAGCAGCAGAUGGGAAGCGUCAGGAGAUCAUCAUUCUGGAUUCCAAAAGAAGUAAUGCCAUCAACAUUGGCCUGACGGUCCUGCCGCCUCCUCGCACCAUCAAAACAGCCAUCCUCAACUUUGACGAGUACGCCUUGAGCAAAGAGGGCAUAGAGAAAAUCCUGACAAUGAUUCCUACGGAGGAGGAGACGCGGAAGAUUCAGGAGGCCCAGCUGGCGAACCCUGACACUCCGCUGGGCAGCGCAGAGCAGUUCCUCCUCAUUCUGUCCUCCAUCAGUGAGCUGUCCGCCCGCUUGCAGCUUUGGGCCUUUAAGAUGGACUAUGACACUUUAGAGAAGGAAGUAGCAGAGCCACUACAGGACCUGAAGGAGGGCAUGGACCAAUUAGAAAAGAAUAAGACGCUGCGCUGCAUCCUUUCAACUCUGCUAGCUAUUGGCAACUUUCUCAAUGGGACCAAUGCUAAAGGCUUUGAGCUGAGUUACCUAGAGAAAGUUCCUGAGGUGAAGGACACCGUUCACAAACAGUCUCUACUGCAUCACGUCUGCUCCAUCGUCGUGGAGAAGUUUCCAGAGAGUUCAGACCUCUACUCUGAGAUUGGAGCCAUCACUCGCUCUGCUAAGGUUGAAUUCGACCAGCUGCAGGAAAACCUAUGUCAGAUGGAGCGCCGCUGCAAAGCAUCCUGGGACCACCUGAAGGUCAUCGCUAAACACGAAAUGAAACCAGCCCUUAAGCAGCGCAUGUCAGACUUCCUUAAAGACUGUGCAGAGAGAAUUAUCAUCCUUAAAAUUGUGCAUCGCCGCAUCAUAAAUAGGUUUCACUCAUUCCUGCUGUUCCUGGGCCACCCACCAUAUGCGAUACGAGAGGUGAGCAUCCACCGCUUCAGUAAGAUUCUGAGUGAAUUUGCACUUGAGUACCGCACCACCCGAGAGCGAGUGCUGCAGCAGAAACAGAAACGAGCCAAUCACCGCGAGAGGAACAAGACCCGGGGCAAAAUGAUCACAGAGAGUGGGAAGUUUGCAGGAACUCCUCUGGAGGGUCAGGAGAGUCAGCCGCAGGGUUUGGGCUACACGGAGGACGCAGCUGAACAUGAGCAGAUGACUGCAGUACUUCGCACCAGCCUGCAGGGCGGCGACAGUCCAUCCUCUGUACUCCCCGGCCUCCGCACACGGACUCGAGCCACUCGAGGCCAUAUGGCACUUUUGUCUGCUGCAAAUGAAGACACUUCUAAUUGCACAAAUGAUACAGCGGAUGAGAUCAUGGAACGCAUUGUGAAAUCAGCCACUCAGGGCCCCAGUCAGCGCACACAGCCCCGCGAGAGGAGACGCUCCAGAGCCAACCGCAAAUCCUUAAGAAGAACACUGAAGAACGGCCUUACGCCAGAGGAGGCGCAGGCGCUGGGAUUGGCCAGCAGCUCUGAGAUGCAAGUGUGAGACAGCAUCCGCUCAGGGUCUCGGCACACACACAUCUAAACACUAAUGUGCUGGAACAGGUCACUUUAGUUCGAGUUUGCGUUCAUCUGGAGCAGGUGCAUGUUUCUGGGUUUGUGUUUUACGACGGUUAUUGCUGUGGACUAUUUGUAUUCUCACAGGUGAAAGGGAUUAUAAUCACUAACCCAUUAUACUUUACUUAUCCUGGGAUGUGUAGUCAGACCUUACUCCAUUUACUAGCUUAUGCAUUUUGUCCCAAGGUGGUCCGAGAGUAUCAUUGAAACCACUCAGGUGCAUGUUCACUGUUCCUGCGGACUAUUAAUGAGAUCCCAAACAUCCAUUUUAAUGCAUUUUUGAAAGAACAAGCACAGUUGCAGUGCAACUUCCUGAUGCACAUCAUUUAUAGACACUCACACACAGCCUGCAGAAUAUUGAUUGUCCAGUUCUCCAGUACAGAGACUAAUGUCCGUCUCUUACCACUGCGGCCUUCAGAAUGAUCCCAAAAAACUGUGUUUGAAGUUGACUGGAUGCCCUCUCACCAUUUUUGUUUGUACUGGCUGUUUGGUUGAAUUCAGGUGGCAUUGAUAGUAGCACCUUCAGCAUUCAUAUCUCAUGUAAAUCAUCAGCGAUUCUUCUCUGGUUCACUGAUGUGGUAAAACGUGUUAGUUUUACCUGCUUUUAAAAAAAGCAGGGCUUCUUAUGUUACAUGUCCAAUUACUUUCAGAUAGCUUGAAGCUGAGCAAGAGUUAAGGUUCUUUAAUUUCUGCUGAAGUCUCCUUGUGUGAUCGAAACCUGCUUAACAUUGUUUAACGGAUGAUCAAAUUACUUUGCACACAAAUGCAAACUAACUAGAAAGUCGUCUUUCUCUUUCCCCUCCAGCGCUGUCAUUUCCUCAUACGUUAUCUCUAUAGUAAUACAUUCAUUGCAUAACUUGCAGCAUGCACAAGUAGGCAAUCAUCUAUUUAAAUGUAAGGACUUCUAGCCAUAUUUGGUUAAAAAAAAUGAUGGCAUUAUAAAAAUGAGUGCCUUGAAGAAAUGUUUUUUUGUAAGAAUUUGAUUAUUUGGUUAGGAAAGGAAGGCAGAGGGAAAGAUUUUAGGGCAUUUUAAAGGAUUUAUAGUUGACACAAAAAUGUACAAUUCUGUUAUUAUAUUAUUAUUCUAAACUAACCUGGAUAUAAAUUGGAUAUUUUGAUCAAGUUGUGAGUUAAAAGUUAUCAUUCUAGUGAUCAGUGAAUAGAAACUUGUUCUGUUUGUCACAGAACAUUAUAUUAUGACUUCAAAUUAUAGCCCACAAGUCAUAUGCACUACUUGUUUUGUUGCUUUUUCUUAACAAUAGGUCAAAGUCCAUAUAUGUAUGGAAAAGAGCUGCAUAACGAUUCUUCAAAAUAUUGAACAUUUAUACAGACCCACAACAGUCAUAUUGGUUUGGAGAGAGUAAAUUACCGAAUGUUACGAAGGUGUAGUGAUUAAACAGUCAAUGCAACCUUUUCAUUUUUUUUUUCACUGCGAUAAAUUUGAUCAAUCAGCUUUUU
Sinocyclocheilus anshuiensis is the source of this 6248-nucleotide messenger RNA. RefSeq names its product formin homology 2 domain containing 3b (gene fhod3b). The record is from RefSeq and is a predicted model, not a curated record. The coding region runs from base 1 to 4719 and encodes 1572 amino acids. Gene Ontology annotation, cellular component: cytoplasm; cytoskeleton. Gene Ontology annotation, biological process: sarcomere organization; cardiac myofibril assembly; cortical actin cytoskeleton organization. Gene Ontology annotation, molecular function: actin filament binding. NCBI's taxonomy places the organism in Eukaryota, Metazoa, Chordata, Actinopteri, Cypriniformes, Cyprinidae. The transcript is spliced from 28 exons.